CAUGCUGUAAUGUGACGACAGUUUCAAACCUAUAAAUCACACCUUUUGGCUUAAUUCUCUUCUUUUUAUUCCAAACAAAACAAAGAAAAUGUCCAAUAGCCAAGAAAGACAAGAUGUUGAUACCAUGACACACCCUUCUUUAUACAGAGACAGUGUGAAUUGCAAAGUAGGCCAAAAAAUUGAUAGCGACAUCAAGUGUCAAGAACAAAAGCAAGCAACUAACCAAGCUGAUUGGGAUCUUUAUCCUCAAAUGAUUCGUAAAGUCGAAAACGAAGGCAGUCCAAAAGACGUUGAACAUCUCCAUCAAUUGGAACACACUCAAUAAUUGUAAAUAAUAAAUCUUU
Messenger RNA from Gilbertella persicaria, 344 nucleotides. RefSeq lists its product as uncharacterized. NCBI's taxonomy places the organism in Eukaryota, Fungi, Mucoromycota, Mucoromycetes, Mucorales, Choanephoraceae. The coding region runs from base 89 to 325 and encodes 78 amino acids. The transcript has a single exon. The record is from RefSeq and is a predicted model, not a curated record.